AUGGCAGCUGCUUUCCUUCGACAGCUGAACCAGCUCCUCCAGACCCAGCAGCCCAUCAUGGGAGAUCAAUGGACUUCUCUCUUGGCUGCUCAGAGCGAGGUCGCCAUCAGAACGAUUCGUCAAAGCCACAUCACAGUCGAGGAGGGUGCAGAGAUCUGCAGCUUGGUGCAGCAGGGCCUUUGGUCACACGAGCAGAAGCAGGCCCUGGGUGCAGCCGUCUCCCAGACCUUGGCAGGCAGCACUCCAGCAAAUGCCAAGGCCAAGAAGAAGAACCAGGAAAUUCUCAACUUCUGGGGUUUCUUGGGCGCCGAGGACCGGAGAGUUUUGUCCAGCGACGACACCCUCGUCAUGAGGCUGACUCACACUGCUCAGAUAAUGGCUCGACUGGAGAUGUUCUGGCCAUCAGAACAGUCUGUGGGACACAUCAUCAAGACCCUGCAGAGUUGCAACAAUACUGGCUUGCAGAGCCCCGACGAGUUCCAUUCGGCUGUCGUGUGCCUCAAGAAGAAGGUGAAGACCAUGCUCAAAGAUGCUUCCUGUGGCGAGUUCGUCGCCAAGUACACUCGGCCUGAGGAUCUUCCACCACACACCCGAGAUCGCUUCGCAGAUGCCUUGGGAGGUGAGCUGCCUGGAACAAUGGUGCUGGCCCGUGAUGCUCUUCGUGGCAGUAACAAAAGCCUCUCUUUCCACAAGAGCAACACUGCCAUGGUGCUGGGUGGUCCAGCAGCAGGCCCGGCAAUGCACAUGCCCCACACCAUGCAGGGUAUGAUGCAGUUCUGGGGCAGCAUGGCAGCUAACAUGUUCAACCAGCAGCAGCAAUUGGCGAAGAAGAACGAUGGAUUGCCUGGGUUGAAAAUCUUCGGCGACCCAGCUGCUGCCGCCUCGUCUGGGACGAUGGCCUCCUCGCCUGCUCAACAGCAGGCCUUGCAGCUUCCUACAGUUACCAAUGAACCGGCACAGGGCAGCGGAACAAAGCAGGCCGAGCAACAGGGAGUGCUGGCCAGCAAGGAUCCUGUCAGUGCUGCACAACAUGCAGAUGAAAUGCUUCAAGCUUGGAAGGGCGACAACAAAGGGUUCGACAGCACCUCCCAGCCCAAAGCAAAGUCGCAGCCCAAGGCGAAGGCCAAGGCUGCUUGCAAGGCGAAGGCGAAGUCGCAGCCGAAGAAGGUCCAGAAGGCUUUGCAGAAGUUCACUCGAGAAGAGGUCCGAUGCAUGACUUUGUCGGCUCGCAUCAAGCUGCGACCCAAUGGGUGUGGCAAUCAGGUCUUGCAGGAACUCAAAGAGCUGCCCGAGUUGCCAUCUGGGACGAGUCGCCGAACACUGAAGCGGGCCCGGGAUGAGAAGACUCGGAGCUACCAAACUGCUUAUGGCGAGAUCCUAUGCGACUUCAAGUGUGUUGCCGAAACUGGUGUGGAGUUUGAAUUUCCUGUCUUGAACCCAGCUGCAAUGCUUGCCUGGGCGACAGAGCGAUGUCGACCAUUUGGCGAGUUCCUGGAGAGGGCCAUGGAUGCCACACCCCCCAGCAUUCUUCAACCAUGGGGAUUGGUGUGGUAUUCCGACGAGCUGGCUCCGGGCAACCAACUCAAGCACUCCAACCGGAGAAAGGUCCAGGCCGUAUAUUGGAGCCUGCUCCCUUUGGGACAGCAUGCAAUGGGUUGCGAAAAUUGCUGGUUCACUCUCUGUGCCAUUCGCAGCUCUCUGGUCGCAGAUCUCGGCGGCAUGACUGUGCUCUUCAGGCAGCUAGCAGCCUUGUUCUUUGAGAGACCUGACUUCAGAAAAGGUCUUGUGUUGCAGUGCCCUGGACAAGCACGUAUGCUCUUUGCCGACUUGAAGAUCAUCAUAUCCGACGAAGCUGCAAUUAAGGCUACCCUUUUCAAUAAAGGAGCCAGUGGGCUCAUAUUCUGUGUUCAAUGCCAAAACGCCGUGGACCACAAAAGCAGCAUUGCUGAAAGGAGUCGGGGCAAUAUGGUGUCCGGCCUGGAAACCGACAUGAGUUGCUUUCGGAUGCACACACCCGAGUCUAUACGAGACACCAUGGACUUCUUGCGAAGGCAAGAGAGGGUCCUCAACAAAGACAGAUUCCUGCAACUCCAAACAGCAAUGGGGUUCAAUUUCAAAGAGGAUGGAUUGCUGGCACAUGCAGCAUACGGGCCUCCGGUCAUCGAGUGUGUGAUGUUCGAUUACUUCCAUGUCUAUUUAGUCAAUGGCAUCUUCAAUGUUCUGACAGGGUUUUUUCUUGGAGAGCUUCACAACCAUGGCUGGAAGCACAAUGACAUUGAUCGCUUCGCAAAUGGUUUUACCUGGCCUUCUCGUUUGCGAGGUGCUGCUGCAAAGGAUAUCUUGCAGAAGCGAAAGCCAAGCGAAACCUUGAAGUGUGGAGCCAGCGAGGCUCUGAACUUUAUGCAGCUGCUGCGACUCUAUGUGCUAGUCUUUGUGCUGCCAAAUUGCAGCAGAGAUAUCCGGGACUCUUGCGAGGUUUGGUUGGCUUUGUGCAAGGUGAUUGAUGCUUUGCAAGCGAUCAAUGCCAAACCUUCAGCAUUUACCCCCCUGCAGUUGCAGCAGCUCAUCAAAAGGCAUCUCGAUCUGGCGAAAAGUCGGUAUGGAGAUGAGUGGUGGGUGCCAAAGUGUCACUUGGCAGGCCAUUUGGCGCUGCAACUGGCCAAGCAUCAGGUCCUCCUCAGCUGCUUUGUGCACGAAAGAAAACAUAAAAUCAUCAAAAAAAUUUCGAAUGAAAUUUUGGAUACAAGCAGAACCUUUGAGAGGAGCAUCCUACAAGAUGUACUCCAUGGUCACAUGGAAAGUCUGGCAGAGGGUGUAUACCUCCCAGGCCAAGGAGUUCGCUUGGUCGACCCUGUGAGACCAGCUCCUGCCAGAUUGCAAACAGAGAUACACAACACGAUCCGGGUCCAGGGUGAAGUCUUCACAGCCAGGCAGGCAGUGCAUGGAGGAAACUUCACCGUGGCUGUCGGCGACUUGGCCUUGAUGGAUCUGGAUGGGGUCACUGCCGUAGGCAAAUACUCGGUGGACAACAGCCGCCUGAAGACCAAGGGCCGUGUCCAGCCGAGCCUCCUCUUAGGGGAGGAGCGUCAGUCCUGCAAGGUCAACUUUGAGGUGACCGAGGACAUAGAGGACGAAAUCCUCAGCAUCAGCCGUGCUGUUGAGGCCGGUGCGGGCAUUUGGCUCCACCGAGAGGACAGCCACAUUUUGUGGCCCGACGGCGUCCGAGACGCGGCGAUGGAAGCAGCAGCCGACGAAGAGGCCGAAGCUGCUGAAGAGGAGGAGGCUGCGGGUAACCCCGGCCCUCUAGAGGAGCAGGCCGAGCAGCCUGACUCCAGGCCACGCGGCCUAAGGGCACCGCGCAACCCCACGGCGCAGGAACGCGCCGAGCACGAGCUCACUCACACGCCCUACCAGGCGUGGUGCGAGAAGUGCGUGGAGGGAAAGGCGCGCGAGGACCCUCACCGCCGCCGUGAGCCCUCGGAUGAUCCGGUGACGCCGCUUGUCACCAUGGAUUAUCAGUUCUACAGCCGGGACGGGAAAGAAGUUGAGGAAGAAGCGUCGCUUGCCACGGUGCUGAACCUCACAGACAGGGCCACUGGCUGGACUCUGUCGGUUCCCGUGGCGCACAAAGGGCACAGACACGCGGCCUACGCCGCAGGGCUUGUGGAGCAGUUCGUGGAUCGCCUGGGGUACGACAAGUUCACCCUGCAGGCUGACCAAGAGAAUGCUAUAGCCUCUGUGGCCCGUGCGGUCCACCGCCGGCUUGGAGCUGCUGAGGGUCUACCGUGA
Symbiodinium sp. CCMP2592 is the source of this 3789-nucleotide messenger RNA. Lineage: Eukaryota; Dinophyceae; Suessiales; Symbiodiniaceae. The record is from the annotation of a GenBank genome assembly.